Electrophorus electricus (electric eel) is the source of this 1359-nucleotide messenger RNA. Its product is annotated as transmembrane protein 238. The record is from RefSeq and is a predicted model, not a curated record. NCBI's taxonomy places the organism in Eukaryota, Metazoa, Chordata, Actinopteri, Gymnotiformes, Gymnotidae.
GCCCACGCCCUGCAUCGCCACUCCCUCAUACAGCCACAGGUAGAAGGCAGCGGCGUGUGCUUCACCUGGCCACCUUUACCUGGAAACGCGGAUAUUUCCAAACUUUAAAAAAAUGCUCACUCCAUCAAGACAAUGACUGUUUGAGAAAACAAGCCAAUAGUCAGGGAAAGGUUCCAAAACACGUAGUAGUUAUGGAGGAAGUUUUCGGUAGCCUUGGGCGAUGUUCUUGUGCAUUUUGGCUGGCCGUGGCGUUUGACGUAUUUGGCCUAAUAAUUCUAUUAGUAGGUGUUUUUGCAGACCUUUUCUUCUAUGACUUUCUUAUAUAUGCAGGCGCCAUAAUCAUUUUCUUGAGUCUUAUAUGGUGGGUUUUUUGGUACACCGGUAACAUUUCGGUGCCCCCCGAAGACCUCGAGGACGACGUCGGUUUGUUGAAAAAGGACCGAGGUUUUGUUGGUGUUUUGCGGAGAAUGUCCAGCCGCCUUUCCAACGGAAUUAGGAAUUCUAUAAGGAGAAACGGGACCACAGGUGGUCAGGGAACGAUGCCCGGGCACUCUGCUCAUAGACGACAUGGCGCUCGCCAGGUACCGGUGACUCUCCCAAUGACUCCUCAAGAGGACGUGAAGACCGUGUCUGCCACAGUGGUAGGAGAAAGCCCAGUACCAGACAGCCGCGUCGCAGAGACCUCAGCCAUAUGACCACUUACAGCACUCAACAGAAGAGGAAACGUUCAGGAGGAGUUAAAUGUUAAAAGCCGGUUUAAAGCUGUGUGCUUUAUGCUUUUUGUAGUUCAUGUUAUUAAUUUGUUUACAAUGUCAUGUAAAUUUUCUCAAAAUUGCCUGCUUUAAUCUGAUCUUUAAUCUAAUUUGAUUCUUAUUUUUGUUUUGUGCCUUGGAAGGUAUUACAAACUACCAAAGAGCAGCUUUAAACUACAGUCAUUACCAUAAUGGACUACACUAAUGGACAUGUCGAUGUUUUGCAUAAAUUUCAUUCAAUUUAAAUUUUAAAUUAUUUUUUAGUGAAAAUGUAGGCUAUAACUGUUUUUCAGGUGCUGCCUUUAGAGUUAUAGAUACACAGUCAGGUUGUAAGAGAGUUGAGGACAGUUUUCAUCCUAUGUCACAUGCCUUAUUUGUCUCAUUGUUUACAUGUGCCCAAAACAUGAUACUUAAUUGCUAUGUUUCUGUUUUUAAAAUUCAAACAAUUGCAGGUUUUUUUGUUUGAUUGUUUCUUUUUUAUGUAGCCUCAUGUUUAUAGACAUAACCCAGCCUGCAAAAUCCUACUACAUGUGCUUAUUUCCAGAUGCUGCACAAAAUUGUGAGAACUGCAAUGAACACCUUGAAGCUUGGUAAAAUCUACUGGUUA